Oryza brachyantha (malo sina) is the source of this 948-nucleotide messenger RNA. RefSeq lists its product as uncharacterized. The record is from RefSeq and is a predicted model, not a curated record. The transcript is spliced from 3 exons. The coding region runs from base 1 to 948 and encodes 315 amino acids. NCBI's taxonomy places the organism in Eukaryota, Viridiplantae, Streptophyta, Magnoliopsida, Poales, Poaceae.
AUGCCGAAAGACAAAACUCAAGGAGCAUCAAGAGGUUCUGAACUUAUGCCUCCUAAGAUUCAUGGAAAGCGUUCAGCACGCCCUAGGGGAAGGAACUAUACACCCUGGUCACCACUUCAGGGCCUCCUGAACUCUGUAAAGAAGAUGAAGAAGUACAGGAACGAUCAGAGUGCUGCCUCAAAGACGAUGAAAUCAACUAAAGGAGACAACAUGCCAAGCAGUGCAUCUAAAAUGGCACCUAACUUGAAGGAGAACAAUGGUGAAGAUACCAAGUUCAAACUUCUAGCAAUAAAAACAGAGAUCACCGAGCGAAUCAAUCCGAAAAUGCGCGGUAAACGCUCGGCGCGCCACAGGGCAAAGGAGCCUGCAUUAUGGGCAUCACAGGAUGAGCUCCUGAGAUUUGAAACUGGGGAAACCAAGCAUGGGGAUGGUGAUCAGGAUGUUUGCUCAAUGAAGAUGAAAACAUCUUCUAAGGGAAAGGAGAAAACUGGUGCCGAUGAUGACGUCACCGAGAAUACUUCAGCUGAUCAGGUGAAGAACAUCACUACUAGUGCAGAUCCAAACAAGAAGGAUGCUGUGCCAGCUCCCAAAACUCCAGUGGAGUUCAUGGGCAACAAGCAUGCAGGUGAAGAUACUAUCGAGGAGGAGGAUCAGGAAGCCUUGAUGACUGAUGCUACUGUAGCUGCUCUCAAGGAUCAGGCUGCUGCUGAUCAGGUCACUGAUGUUCACAAACCAGACUAUGUUUUCAUGGUUUCAGGUGCAGAAGCUGCUCUUGCAUCCAUAUAUGGGUCAGAGCCCUCCGAAUGGGACCUGUGCAUCACAUUUGCUGUCAAGCUGCUGAUGGACGAGGCACCAAUUCCAGAGGACGCUGCAGAAGUUGAAGAGUUCUUCAGGCAAAACAUGAACGACGCGAACAUCGCAAAUAUUGCAGGACCUUUUGUCCCCUAG